UCCAGCAAGCAUCCGCGCGCGCUCCGCCACCGUCCACCGGCCUCCGACUUCUCGUAUAUUUACCACGCCGAGAAGCCAAGCAGGUCAAGCCAAACACACACAUCUGUGAUCUGUCUCUCUCUCUGGCGACCUCCGCUCUCGUACGUACACCAUCCUCCUCAUCGAUUCUUGCCGCGGUGCGAUCGAAAUGGACGCGCCGGACGUGAUCCCGGCGUGGUCGCUGGUCCGCGGCUACUUCUCACCGGCCACGCUCUUCCUCCUGCUCAACGUGGUCAUCGGCACCAUCGCGCUCACCUCCCGCCGCCGCCACAACCACCACCACGACGACGACCACCACCACCGGCAGCAUCAAAAGGACUACGUCGAUCAGUACGAAGCUGCCCCGCCAGCUCCCGCCCCGCUCGCGCGCACGUCGUCCGUCAUGGAGCGCCUGCGCUCCCUCGGCCUCUACCGCUUCCGCUCCGGCGACUUCCCUCCCGAGUACAACUACAGCCUCUCCGCCGGCGACGACGACGAGAGCGGCAAGCAGCACCAGCAGCAGGCUCAGUACGCCCGGAGCCGGUCUGAGCCGGCUGCCGCGAAGCCGCCGACGAACAGGACGGGCAACGGGGCGGAGAAGGCGGCCAAGGCGAAGGUGGCGAAGAAGCCGCUCUCGGAGGUGAAGAGGCUGGAGCGCGCCCCGGCGCCGGCGCCUGCGCGGCUGGUGCAGCGCGCGCCGAGGGCUCCCGUGGCUCGCGCGGUGGUGACGGCGGCUCCCGAGGCCGCCGUGCCGGCUGCGUGCGUGGACGAGAGGGCGGACGACUUCAUCAACAAGUUCCGGCAGCAGCUCCAGCUCCAGAGGAUCAACUCGCUGCUCAACUACAAGGAGAUGCUCAACCGCGGCACGUAGCAGGUGCAGAACCAGCGCGGCGUUUGAUUAGUUAGCGGUCUUGCUGCUGUUUGUUCAUUUGAUUGGUGUGCUGUUGCGCCGUGUACCAGUUGUUGCAGAUGAUAAUUUGGAUCCCUGCAAACAUUACACAAGAA
This is a messenger RNA of Lolium perenne, 1023 nucleotides long. RefSeq lists its product as uncharacterized. The record is from RefSeq and is a predicted model, not a curated record. NCBI's taxonomy places the organism in Eukaryota, Viridiplantae, Streptophyta, Magnoliopsida, Poales, Poaceae.